Molecule: messenger RNA, 432 nt
Organism: Racocetra persica
Lineage: Eukaryota; Fungi; Glomeromycota; Glomeromycetes; Diversisporales; Gigasporaceae
Source: the annotation of a GenBank genome assembly
AUGACAUAUAAAAUUUCCUCUCGUCUUUAUUCACUCCUUUUAAUUCUUCUAAUCACCAUAACAUUACUUGAUGCUGCCGAUCCAAUUACUUCUCAAUCUGCCAAAAUUCAGUCCUCAAAACAUGUCAUACCAGCAACCCAAACUUCUGUCUCACAAGUUCACCCGACAUUUUCAGCCUCUCAAUCCUCGUCGUCAUCACCAACACCAACACAAAAAUAUAACUAUGAUUACAAUUCAUUGCCUGGAAAUCCAGAUCCGGAUCAAAUAAAAGUUAUUACGGCCACAACUAUUAAACAUUAUGGAACGAAUAGGUCGGCUAAACCUACGGGAAUCGCGAUUACGCAUGCCGAAAGUGGGGCGGCAAAUAAAAGGGCAAAGUUUGGUGUUGUUCUUGGGAUGAUCUUUGUGAGAGUUAUUGUGUUAUUAUUAUAA